This is a messenger RNA of Dinoponera quadriceps, 1356 nucleotides long. RefSeq lists its product as uncharacterized. The record is from RefSeq and is a predicted model, not a curated record. Lineage: Eukaryota; Metazoa; Arthropoda; Insecta; Hymenoptera; Formicidae. The transcript has 3 exons. Gene Ontology annotation, biological process: DNA integration. Gene Ontology annotation, molecular function: nucleic acid binding. The annotation marks the transcript as partial.
AUGUUCGCGGCAGUUAAGUAUUUUAGACGCUUCCUCGAGGGCAGAGAAUUCCAAAUCCGCACAGACCACCGUCCGCUCACCUUCGCUUCAACUCAACGAUCAGACAAAGCCUCUCUGAGACAGCAGAGACACUUGGAUUUUAUCCUCCAGUUCACUGCAGACAUAGUCCACGUGAAGGGGGAGGAAAAUGUCGUCGCCGACGCUCUGUCCCGCACCUGCACCAUCUCGAUGCCGACGGCGCUCGAUGCAGGGCGCAUUUCAGAGGCCCAAGCGAUCGACGACGAGCUGCCUGAUCUCCUGGUUGGCUCCGCACUAGAUUUAAAGCAGCUCCGCAUCGAGGACACGACGUUUUUUGCAACGUGGUUCACGACAUCAUCAGGCCUUACCUCCCUCAGGCCCUCCGCCAAGAUUCACCAACAUAACCGCUCUGCUCUCGGCGAGUUUGUUACACCAGACAACCGGUUCGAACAUGUGCACGUGGACAUCGUCAAGCUGCCGCUGGUAAAGGGAUUCCAGUACUGCCUCACAGUCAUCGACUGGUUCACCAGAUGGCCAAUUGCAGUGCCCAUGCAGAAUAUGCAUCCAGUUCGAGUCUUCAAUGUUCACAUCGCUUUCCAAGAUUAUUGGAGCCGAACGGACUCGCACUACACCUUACCAUCCUCAAUCAAACGGGAUGGUCGAGCGUUUCCACCGCACGCUCAAGGCAGCACUAAUGUGCAACCCACACGUGCCCUGGCCGGACCUGAUGCCUUCAACCCUCCUUGGCCUUCGCACGNCACACCUUACCAUCCUCAAUCAAACGGGAUGGUCGAGCGUUUCCACCGCACGCUCAAGGCAGCACUAAUGUGCAACCCACACGUGCCCUGGCUGGACCUGCUGCCUUCAACCCUCCUCGGCCUUCGCACGGCUUUCAAGGAGAACCUUCAGGCAUCUCCGGCGGAGAUGCUGUUCGGCAUGGCCUUACGCAUCCCCGGAGAAUUUUUUGUUUCAGAUAGUUUACGAGCAGAACCGCAGAAGUUCCUAGGAAAGUUCCGGAAGCUCAUUCGCGCCGUGAGACCGGUUCCGGCAUCUGACCACUCCAAACGAUACCCGUUCCAGCUCAAGGACCUGCGGACGUGCACUCACGUUUUUAGGAGAGUGGACUCCUUCCGCAAACCUCUGGUGCCGCCAUAUACGGGUCCACACGAGAUUAUCAAGAGGCUGAACGAAAGAACCUUCGUCAUUCGCAACAACGACAAAGAAAAAACCGUCUCUACUGAUGGGCUAAAGCCAGGUUUCAUAGAAACAGAUGACAAGCAGCCGUCUACGCCAAAAUCAACCAAUUCCGCACCUCGAACCACCUCACUCAAGAAAAGG